This is a messenger RNA of Manis javanica (Malayan pangolin), 1282 nucleotides long. It is a transcript of the gene CPO, whose product is annotated as carboxypeptidase O. NCBI's taxonomy places the organism in Eukaryota, Metazoa, Chordata, Mammalia, Pholidota, Manidae. Gene Ontology annotation, molecular function: zinc ion binding; metallocarboxypeptidase activity. The record is from RefSeq and is a predicted model, not a curated record. Gene Ontology annotation, biological process: proteolysis.
UGCAGGAGAAGCCCAGGAUUUUCUAGCUUGCUGCAGAAAAAUGAAGCCUCUGCUUGGGACCCUUUACCUCUUGGAGAUGCUGAUUUCUGGUGGGCUGGGAUAUGAUAGAUCCCAAGCACAACCCAGACGAGAGGUUGUGGAUGAGACAGUGAGUCGGGGGAGGAGCCUGGAGACCUAUUCCUAUACCAGGUAUCACCCCAUGGACGAGAUCUAUCAGUGGAUGAGACAGAUAAAUGAGAAGUACAGGGACGUGGUGACACAACAUUUCCUAGGAAUGACCUAUGAGAACCAGCCCAUGUAUUAUUUAAAGAUCAGCCAACCAUCCAGUGAUACCAAGAAGAUCAUUUGGAUGGACUGUGGAAUUCAUGCCAGGGAAUGGAUUGCCCCAGCUUUUUGCCAAUGGUUUGUGAAAGAAAUUCUACAAAACUACAGAGACAAUCCCAGGAUAAGAAGGUUCCUUAGAAACCUGGAUUUCUAUGUGCUUCCAGUUCUUAACAUAGAUGGUUAUAUCUAUAGUUGGACAACUGAUCGACUUUGGAGGAAAUCCCGCUCAUCCCAUAACAAUGGCACAUGUUUUGGGACAGAUCUCAAUCGAAAUUUCAAUGCAUCCUGGUGUAGUAUUGGCGCAUCUAAAAACUGCUCGGAUUUAACAUUCUGUGGGGCAGGACCGGUCUCUGAACCAGAGACCAAAGCUGUUUCCAGCUUUAUUGAGAGCAAGAAGGAGAACAUUGUGUGCUUCCUGACCAUGCAUUCAUAUGGGCAGCUCAUUCUCCUGCCUUACGGCUACACUGAAAAUAAAACAAGUAAUCAUGAAGAACUGAUCCAAGUUGGACAGAAGGCAGCAAAUGCAUUGAAAGAAAAGCAUGGAACCAAUUAUAGAGUUGGAUCGAGUGCAGAUAUUUUAUAUGCCUCGUCAGGGUCUUCGAGAGACUGGGCUCAGGACAUUGGGAUUCCCUUCUCAUAUACCUUUGAACUGAGGGACAAUGGUACUUAUGGAUUUGUAUUGCCAGAAGCUCAGAUUCAGGACACCUGCGAGGAGACCAUGGCAGCUGUACUCUCCAUCCUGGACGAUGUAUAUGAAAAAUACUGGCAUUCAAACAGUGCUGGGAAGGUGACAUCUACCUCCGUGGUGCUGAGCCUGCUAAUAGCUUUGGUGUCUUCUCUCUGAAUGCAUGUGACCUAGUCUGCUCAGCCUCGGUGAGGUGGGUGCGGAGUGCAGGGAGAUGUUUGUCUGCAGCUCUGGUGGAACCCGAUAAUUCAACUAAAAAUGCUUUCUGUUUCA